GAAGCUUAUGACCGUUUAUCUCCAGGUUUCAGAGAACGCUUGGCUGGCUUGACUGCCACUCACUCAGGGGUUGAGCAACAUGUGGGCUCAGCCAAAGCCGGGAUGGUUCCUAAGAGAGACGCCAUCAUCAGUUCGCACCCAGUUGUUAGACAAAACCCGGUUACGAAAAGAAAAUCUCUCUUUGUCAACAAAGAAUUCACCCGUGCAAUCGAAGGUUACAAGAAGGAAGAGAGUGAGGCUUUGUUGGGCUUUUUAUACCAGCAUUUAGGAAACGCCGUUGAUUUCCAGAUCAGAGCUCUGUUGAGACAGUACAGUAUAGUCUUCUGGGAUAACAGAAGUACUCUUCACACAGCCACUGUUGACUACGAUUCCAAUGCUACUCCAAGAGAGGGUUUUAGAUUGACUGUUACGGGGGAGACCCCA
Babjeviella inositovora NRRL Y-12698 is the source of this 423-nucleotide messenger RNA. RefSeq names its product TauD/TfdA dioxygenase family protein. The annotation marks the transcript as partial. NCBI's taxonomy places the organism in Eukaryota, Fungi, Ascomycota, Pichiomycetes, Serinales. The transcript has a single exon. Gene Ontology annotation, molecular function: 2-oxoglutarate-dependent dioxygenase activity. Gene Ontology annotation, cellular component: cytoplasm. The record is from RefSeq and is a predicted model, not a curated record.